Messenger RNA from Dacryopinax primogenitus, 180 nucleotides. RefSeq lists its product as uncharacterized. The transcript is spliced from 2 exons. The coding region runs from base 1 to 180 and encodes 59 amino acids. The record is from RefSeq and is a predicted model, not a curated record. Lineage: Eukaryota; Fungi; Basidiomycota; Dacrymycetes; Dacrymycetales; Dacrymycetaceae.
AUGAGAGUAUUGGUUAAGCUGAGGUCUGAGCAGCGGGAGAGAGAAGUUGACCUCUCCUGCAAGACACCCGAAGGUUCCCGCAAAGGAGGCGAGGGGGCGGAAGAUAGAAAGAAGAGACAGAAAGUGUCAGUGGCAGAGGGCCUUAAAAGAGGCUCUGCCAUGGAGGCAAAUGAAGGCUAA